GGAGCGGCCAAAGAGAAGUUGGCUUGGAGCGUCGGCAAGUGUCUGGAGGGAAGCGCCGGCUCGCAUCAGCUGCCCGGGGAGCCUCCGCGCCAGCGCCUUGUCCUGCUGCGGGGCUCCUGCAGAGGUGAAGUCCCAGUUGGUCCCUGGCCCGCGUUCCCUCUAAGCUGCCCGGCUUCGCCGAUCCUUUUGGGAAUAACCUUUCCUGCUUGCCUGAGCUUCGAGCUCUCCUGCAGAUCCCCCUUUGCUUCAGCUCCUGGCCCCAGCAUUUUCUUUCCAUCCUUGCUCAAGGCGGAAAUUAAAUGAUCUCACCCUGACUGUGGAAUGGAGACAGCUGGCACCCAGAAGAACCUGACGGCUUCUGGGGAAGGAAGGAAGCUAACAGGGCUGUAAGGACCGGGGGGAGGGGGGGUGUAGGUUUCGGGGAAAGCACCCCUUUUCACUCUGGCUUCUUUGGAGAGAGCCAGAUCGCCUUUGCGUCCUGCGCCUUUGCGGGGAGGGGGAUCCCCGUUCUUUCCUAUGGCUGGGAUACACAGCUCUACUCUGAAGACCCUGGAAGACUUAACCUUGGACUCCGGGUAUGGGGCAGGGGACUCCUGCCGGUCCCUUAGCCUCUCUUCGUGCAAGUCCAACUCCCAAGCCUUCACGUCCUCCCAGCAUAGAGGCAACUGGUGGUACUACUCGGGCUCCAUGAACAGUCGCAACAACAGCUGGGAUACGGUGAACACUGUCCUGCCGGAGGAUCCCGAAGUUGCGGACAUCUUUGCCAAAUGUGCGAAACUGCCGGAGCUGGAGGAAUUCCCUUGGACCGACGAAGACAUCGGGAAGAUCCUGAGGAAAGGGAAGGGCGGGAGCCAGAAAAACUUCACUCCGGACGCCUUGAGGAGGCUAUCUGUGCUGCUCCGGCGACCGCUGAUCCGGAUUUGCAGGGAGGCGCAACGCCUGAGCGUGAUGCACUCCAAAUGCACGCGCUUCGAGAUCCAAAGCGCCAUCAAGCUGAUCCAGAGCUGGGCGCUUUCGGAGAGCUGCGUCCUGGCCACCGUCAAGGCCCUCUCGCUGUACAGCAUGAGCGCCGGCCCCGGCCUGAGGAAAGGGAAGUCGGCCCGGUGUGGCCUCACCUUGUCCGUGGGCAGGUUUUUCAGGUGGAUGGUGGAUACCAGGAUCUCGGUGAGGAUCCACGAGUACGCGGCCAUCUCGCUUACGUCCUGCAUGGAAAACCUCGUGGAGGAGAUCAGGGCCCGGGUUGUGGCCAGUCAAAGCCCCGACGGUGGCGCUGGAGGGAUUGAGGUAUCCGCUGACGUCCUGGAGAUGGUCAUCAACAACGAUGCUGAACUUUGGGGAGUACUGCAGCCAUAUGAGCAUCUCAUCUGCGGGAAGAACGCUAAUGGUGUGCUUUCUCUGCCUGCAUACUUCAGUCCUUACAAUGAUGGAUCCAUGGUCAGCAAUGGACGGGCUGAUGCUUAUGCCCAACUAGAGCUUCGAACAUUAGAACAGUCUCUCCUGGCAACAUGUGUUGGAAGCAUUUCUGAACUGAGUGAUUUGGUGUCACGAGCAAUGCACCAUAUGCAGUGUUUGAAUACCCUCAGCCCGGGUAUGAGUCCAAUUCGACAAACCAGGCAGCAGCAGCAGCCCAUCAGCUGGUCUCCUGAUGCCCUUCAUACCCUUUAUUAUUUUUUACGCUGCCCUCAAAUGGAGUCCAUGGAAAACCCCAACUUGGAUCCACCGAGGAUGGCACUCAAUAAUGAGCGGCCAUUCAUGCUGCUGCCCCCGCUUAUGGAAUGGAUGCGUGUUGCUAUAACCUAUGCUGAGCACCGACGCAGUUUCACCGUGGACAGCGAUGACAUCCGGCAGACAGCCAGGCUGCUUUUACCAGGGCUGGACUGUGAACCCCGACAGCUCAAGCCUGAGUGCUGUUUCAGUUCCUUCCGGAGAAUGGAUGCUAAGGCAGCCACUGAAAAAUUCCAGCAAGACCUGGGGUUUCGAAUGUUGAACUGUGGAAGGACAGAUUUGAUCCAUCAGGCUAUAGAAGUGUUAGGUCCUGAAGGGGUUAACACAAUGGAUGAUCAGGGUAUGACUCCACUUAUGUAUGCCUGUGCUGCUGGAGAUGAAGCCAUGGUUCAGAUGCUAAUUGAUGCUGGAGCAAAUCUAGAUAUACCUGUUCCAGGUGGUUCUUCCCGAUACCCAUCAGUUUACCCUGACAGUCGGCACUGGACUGCUCUCACCUUUGCUGUGUUACAUGGACAUAUCUCUGUGGUUCAGUUGCUGCUGGAUGCAGGAGCCCACGUUGAGGGCUCUGCUGUGAACAAUGGAGAGGACAACUACACUGAGACCCCACUUCAACUGGCUUCGGCAGCAGGCAACUAUGAGCUGGUCAGCUUGUUAUUGGUCAGGGGAGCAGAUCCACUUCUAAGUAUGCUUGAAGCAAAUGGGAUAUCCUCAUCACUUCAUGAAGACAUGAAUUGCUUUAGCUAUGCUGCUGCACAUGGACAUAGAAAUGUUCUACGCAAGCUCCUGACUCAGCCGCAGCAGUCAAAGGGAGAUGUUCUCUCAUUGGAAGAGAUUUUAGCAGAGGGUGUGGAAAGUGAUACUUCAAGCCAGGGAAGCUCCAAUGAGGGCCAGGUUAAGCUGUGUAAAACCAGAAUGAAGGCUUUGCAAGAAGCUAUGUAUUAUAGCGCCGAACAUGGCUAUGUGGAUAUCACAAUGGAGCUCAGAGCACUGGGAAUCCCAUGGAAGCUCCAUGUGUGGAUUGAGUCACUGCGGACAACUUUUUAUCAGUCUCGUUACUCGGUGGUACAGAACCUCUUACGUGAAUUUGUCACCAUUAAGGAAGAAGACUACAAUGAGGAGCUGGCUAAUGAGGGACUGCAGCUCAUGUUUGAUAUCUUCAGAACCAGCAAAAAUGAGUCGGUCAACCUGCAGCUUGCAAGUGUUUUUGCUCACUGCUAUGGAAGCAGCCCCAUCCCCGGCCUUUCUGAAAUCAGAAAGACCCUACCAGCCCGGCUAGAUCCUCACUUUUUAAAUAACAAAGAUAUGUCCGAUGUUACUUUUCUAGUGGAAGGAAAACUGUUUUAUGCACACAAAGUUCUCUUGGUUACUGCUUCAAACAGAUUUAAGAAACUGAUGGCCAAUAAAACAGAACAAGACAGCCAAGGUAGUAAGACUGUGGAAAUCAGUGAUAUGAAAUACAGCAUCUUUAAGAUUCUGAUGCAGUAUUUAUAUUAUGGAGGAACAGAAUCUUUGGAAAUUCCUACCACUGAUAUCCUAGAGUUGUUAUCAGCUGCAAGUCUAUUCCAAUUGGAUGGCCUCCAGCGACACUGUGAAAUACUUUGUGCCCAGACCAUCAGCACAGAAAGUUGUAUCAGCAUCUAUAAAUAUGCCAAGAUUCACAAUGCACUUGAGCUGGCCUCCUUUUGCGAGGGCUUCUUCCUCAAGCACAUGGUCUCACUAUUGGAGCAGGAGCCUUUCAAACAUCUCAUCUAUGGCAGGAACAGUAAGGUUCAAGGUCUGGAUCCUCUGCAGGACUUGCAGUCCACUUUGGCCAGCAGACUUCAUUCAGUUUACAUCACUUCAAGGGUGUGACCAUCAGGUGAAAUGAUGGCUGAUGCACCAACUCAAACUGCACUAGGAUGGGACCUUGCCAGCUAUGGCUUCCUUUUCUGGCUUAUGGGGAUACCUGCUUGUGGAGAAAGAACUUCCUUCAAGAAGAUACUUCCACAGUAAAAGAUGUCUCUGGAAAUCAUCUUUAGGUUCCCAAAUAAAUUAAGCUGGAGGCUGGAAGAAAGCAAAAGGGAUGUUGCUCAUAUAGUGAUAUGGUUCAACAGGCAGCUCUAAAAGACCUCAAAAUCACACAUUUUUUUCAGAAGUUUGGUAUGCAGAAAUUCUUAGGGGUCCAGCAAAACAUGAUGUAAGGGAUGAGGGAGGAAAAAUACAGGUGCUGUUGCUGGGCUUCUCAAUUUCUAAUUACAGCUUCAGAAGAAGCAUAACAGGACAGAGCUGGAUUCCCUCUCUCCCAGCAACCCAUCUAUGAACUUCAAAGCAGCCACAUGGAUCUGCUAAUGAGUUUUUUAGAAGAAGGUGAGAUCUUAAUCAUGGAUCUCUCACAUUAUGCAGGUUUAACUCCUUUAGACACUGGAGAUCUCAGGUGGGCUUAUGGGUACAGCUAGGACUGCCCAAAAUGCCUCUCUGAAACAUUGGUACAUAGACCACAAUCAGUGUUUACAGUACAUCAUGCCUAUGAAAAGUUUUGGCGGUGGAAAGAUCAGAUUUUGGCUAUUUAGUGUCAUCUAUUUUUUUAUGUACACUAACAACAUUCUACUUCAUUAGGUAUAGUAAUAACACCAAAUUGCCACACUGCAAACAGAAUUAGCUCCCCGUCCAUUUUGCCUGUAUAUAAUAUAAGUGUUACCUAACAGUCCAGAUUUAUUUUCAUGUGUAAUUAUUGGUUCUCAGGAUUGGCCAGCAAUUACAGGAUUUAGAAGUCUACCAUAAAAGAGUUACCCUUUAUGACUAAAAUUCACAGCUGCCAAGAGAUGGACAUUAUUCCAAGGGUCUUCCUGGCAGCCCAAGUCAUGUGAUUGAUUUUAAUAUAUCUGAGAGUGGAAGUGGGGCGGGGGGGGGGGGAGCCAUCUUAUGCUGCCCAGGUCAUUGGAGGCAGAGACACUAUCAUAUGUCGACCAAGCCAGCUGUGAUUAUGGAGGCUAUAACAACUGCACCAGUGGCUGCAGGGCAGAAGAAUAGAUAUCCAAACAUUGUGCAAAUACUGUAGUACAAUAAGGGCUGGAACUUAAUUUGUCUGUAUUGUAUUUGAGCAAUAAUUGCCAUAAAGACUUCAUUUCCUAGUUAUGCCUCAACAAACUGCUUACCACUGUGCAGCUUGGAAUUGUCUGCACUGAGCACCAACCUACAGAACACAGCCCCCAGUCCAGUUAAGGAGAUACAGCCACAUCAGGCUUACAUGUGCAAGACACAUACAGUGAUGGAAAGUGCAGCCCUAAACCCUCAGAUUAGCAUCCCGAAGCACAUCAGACUAUGGAGUCAAUCCUUCUGCACUGCAUUGCUUUGUUGGGAAGCACAGUGAGAUAUGCAUUUAAUUAAUGAUUUCUGAUUAGUUUAUUUAUAGGCUAGUAGAGCUGGGCUGGAGCAUAAUGUCUACAUCGGUACUGAAAGUAGAUUGUAGCCUUGAGAAAUCAAUGAGAGCAAAAUGGAAAGAAUAUUCCUCUCUCCCAGCCAACACGUUGCCAAUUGUGGCUGCCAUCUUUGCACUCCCUACAGAGGAAUAUUGAGGAUGAAGUGUUUAAAAACUGAUUCAUGAUGUCAUCUUUGCCAAGACUUACAAGUGAAAAUAGCUGCUUCUGUGAGAGGUUUCUUGUUAAGUGAAUAAAGGAAGAAGGGCAGAGACACACAAAGGCAGAAAGGCAGAGAGAUGUUACAUGGGUGGGGUAUUGUAAAGAUUCUGGGAAGAUUCUGGAAGUAGUAGAAAGGUAGAGCAGUUGGAAAUGAAUGUUAGUUUCAAAAGAAAAUGAAAGGAGCUUUUUCACAAUCUUAUUUAGUUUUUUUCCAACCCAGAAAACCAUGCCUGCCAUAUGUUGACUGUAAUGCCUCCAUUGAGAUUUUUUAAAAGAAAAUAACGGAGGGCUUGUAGCCUGUAGUUCCAAGGAUUUCUUGGCAUUUAAGUUUGGAGGUGGGGGGAGGAGCAGCAACUCUAAACCUUGCCCGAUGCUGUUUUUGAGGAUUCAGGUCAAAUGUUGGGAUAUGAUUAGUGUGCUGCAGUGGGUGGGCAAAUGGGACAGUCCAGAUUGGUAAUGACUGAAUGGUUGAAUAUGGGCUGAUAAUUAUGUUGGUAGGAAGAACAAUAAUAGUAAAUGCAGUUCAGCAACAAUAUAAGCCAUCUUCUGUUAAUUGUUACAUUUUCUCCAAGGUGAUCAGGGUUGUUUAUAUGGUUCACAUCUCCUCCUGUUAACCACAUGGCUGAUUAGGAAUUGAAACUAAGUUCAACACAAAAAUGCAUUGGGGGGAAAUGAGGAGACCUGCAUGGAGAUUGGGGCAGGGCUCGGGGCGGGGCCACCCACCAUCCUGCCCCCAGCCUCCAUCCAGGCCCACAGGGCCUGGGGAGGGUCUGGAGAGGCCUGCAUGGAGACCGGGGGGGCCAGCCAGCCUGCAGAGAGGUGCGGGCAGGGUUCAGUGGUGUGCGGCUGGCACGCACACCUCUUGGUCAUGUGUGACCAAAAGGUUGCGCCCAGGGACAUGGGUGACCCCAUGUCCCUAUAUAGGCCAUACGCCUCUGGUUCAACAUCACCAUUGCAUCACACUGACAGGAAAGAGGGGAACUGAACUAAACUAAAGGAAGGUUACUUUUCCCAGGCAUCUGAUUCCUAGCUAGAUGGUAUAUAGCUCCAUUGCAAAAUAAACACAGGUUUACCCACCUUUCAUAACACUGGCAUCAUAUAGUACUACGACAUCACAUAGGAAGUCUGCCAAGCUAAAAGAAAUCAGCCCCACAGAAAGCCUGAAGGCACCUCAGUAAGUUGCAUACGUUACUAAUGGAUCAAGAGUUACAUCACUCUUCAAACUGCACAGGCCCAUCCAUGACAGCUGUGCAAGUUGUUCAUUCAACAAAUUGAUAUUGUACACUUUCCAGGCACUCACUGGUAAAAUAUAGGUUUGAAAUACAUACACAGAGAACUUUUCGUUCUCCAGAAAAAGUCAGAAAGAUUUAAGAUUUGUCUCUCGCUUAUUUGGAAACAAAAUUUGUACUUCUGGAAAAUAAUUUUCUAAUAGCUGUUUCAGCUAGGUGUACAAAAAAAACCCCAUAGAUCCUAUUGUAUUGCUGUAAUUUUGUCUAGUAUAUUAACUGUACAUUAAUGUUGUUUACUUAUGUAUAUUUUAUUAACAAUGUAACUUCAUUAAACUUUACAGAUGGUG
This is a messenger RNA of Sphaerodactylus townsendi, 6918 nucleotides long. It is a transcript of the gene ABTB2, whose product is annotated as ankyrin repeat and BTB domain containing 2. Gene Ontology annotation, molecular function: protein heterodimerization activity. The coding region runs from base 517 to 3576 and encodes 1019 amino acids. The transcript is spliced from 17 exons. NCBI's taxonomy places the organism in Eukaryota, Metazoa, Chordata, Lepidosauria, Squamata, Sphaerodactylidae. The record is from RefSeq and is a predicted model, not a curated record.